Messenger RNA from Mandrillus leucophaeus (drill), 3585 nucleotides. It is a transcript of the gene NRF1, whose product is annotated as nuclear respiratory factor 1. The transcript is spliced from 12 exons. Gene Ontology annotation, biological process: regulation of transcription by RNA polymerase II. Gene Ontology annotation, molecular function: DNA-binding transcription factor activity, RNA polymerase II-specific; RNA polymerase II cis-regulatory region sequence-specific DNA binding. NCBI's taxonomy places the organism in Eukaryota, Metazoa, Chordata, Mammalia, Primates, Cercopithecidae. Gene Ontology annotation, cellular component: nucleus. Bases 112 to 1680 code for a protein of 522 amino acids. The record is from RefSeq and is a predicted model, not a curated record.
GCUGGAGUGCAGUGGCUGGAGUGAUCUCGGCUCACUGCAACUUCCACCUCCCAGGUUCAAGCGAUUCUCCUGCCUCAGCCUCCAGAGUAGCUGGGACUACAGUAGAACUUCAUGGAGGAACACGGAGUGACCCAAACUGAACAUAUGGCUACCAUAGAAGCACAUGCAGUGGCCCAGCAAGUACAGCAGGUCCAUGUGGCUACUUACACUGAGCACAGUAUGCUGAGUGCUGAUGAAGACUCGCCUUCUUCUCCUGAGGACACCUCUUAUGAUGACUCAGAUAUACUCAACUCCACAGCAGCUGAUGAGGUGACAGCUCAUCUGGCUGCUGCAGGUCCUGUGGGAAUGGCCGCUGCUGCUGCUGUGGCAACAGGAAAGAAACGGAAACGGCCUCAUGUAUUUGAGUCUAAUCCAUCUAUCCGGAAGAGGCAACAAACACGUUUGCUUCGGAAACUUCGAGCCACAUUAGAUGAAUAUACUACUCGCGUGGGACAGCAAGCUAUUGUCCUCUGUAUCUCACCCUCCAAACCUAACCCUGUCUUUAAAGUGUUUGGUGCAGCACCUUUGGAGAAUGUGGUGCGUAAGUACAAGAGCAUGAUCCUGGAAGACCUGGAGUCUGCUCUGGCAGAACACGCCCCUGCGCCACAGGAGGUUAAUUCAGAACUGCCGCCUCUCACCAUCGACGGAAUUCCAGUCUCUGUGGACAAAAUGACCCAGGCCCAGCUUCGGGCAUUUAUCCCAGAGAUGCUCAAGUACUCCACAGGUCGGGGAAAACCAGGCUGGGGGAAAGAAAGCUGCAAGCCCAUCUGGUGGCCUGAAGAUAUCCCCUGGGCAAAUGUCCGGAGUGAUGUCCGCACAGAAGAACAAAAGCAGAGGGUUUCAUGGACCCAGGCACUACGGACCAUAGUUAAAAACUGUUAUAAACAGCAUGGGCGGGAAGACCUUUUGUAUGCCUUUGAGGAUCAGCAAACGCAAACGCAGGCCACAGCCACACACAGUAUUGCUCAUCUCGUACCGUCACAGACUGUCGUCCAGACCUUUAGUAACCCUGAUGGCACUGUCUCACUUAUCCAGGUUGGUACGGGGGCAACAGUAGCCACAUUGGCUGAUGCUUCAGAAUUGCCAACCACAGUCACUGUUGCCCAAGUGAAUUAUUCUGCCGUGGCUGAUGGAGAGGUGGAACAAAAUUGGGCCACGUUACAGGGAGGUGAGAUGACCAUCCAGACGACGCAAGCAUCAGAGGCCACCCAGGCGGUGGCAUCAUUGGCAGAGGCCGCAGUGGCAGCUUCUCAGGAGAUGCAGCAGGGAGCUACAGUCACCAUGGCGCUUAACAGCGAAGCUGCCGCCCAUGCUGUCGCCACCCUGGCUGAGGCCACCUUACAAGGUGGGGGACAGAUCGUCUUGUCUGGGGAAACCGCAGCAGCCGUCGGAGCACUUACUGGAGUCCAAGAUGCUAAUGGCCUGGUUAUGGCACAUCGUGGUGAUUUCAGCUCACUCCUGACUGACAAAGCCACAGGCCUGGUCCAGAUCCCUGUGAGCAUGUACCAGACUGUGGUGACCAGCCUCGCCCAGGGCAACGGACCAGUGCAGGUGGCCAUGGCCCCUGUGACCACCAGGAUAUCAGACAGCGCAGUCACCAUGGACGGCCAAGCUGUGGAGGUGGUGACAUUGGAACAGUGACAUACAGCCAUAUUAUGGCAUUGUUUUCUAGUCUACUUCAAAAUUUUUUACACGUUUGCAGAGGUGCAAUCAAAUGGAAUUAAGUCUCUCGACUUUGGAAGAAAAGUUUUGUUAACCUUUUUUUUUUUAAAAGGAAGAAAGGCAGCGGAUUUUGGAAUUGCAUUUUUUAAAGCACCACUCUUGAUUUUCUGGGAUUGGUGGAGUAAGAAACUGCGUUGUCAAUUUCACUGUCCCAAAAAAGCCAAAUUGUGGCAGGACUUCUUUCUGCGGAAAUGUGUGUGUAUACUUAUGUGUGUGUAUGUGUGAGUGUGAAUAUAUGUAUAUGUGUACAUAUGGACAUACACAUUUACAUAUAUAUAAAGUAUAUAUAUACAUAUAUAUAUAUGUAUGAAACCCGCAUGGAAUUAUCUGUAUGAAAUCAAGGUGAGCUGUGGAAACAAUAAUUCACCCAGUUUAGUGGGUGGUAGGGUACGUGGCCAGACACAGUCACCCAGUUUUUGUUCAUACCAGGGUCAUGCGUUGAGCUACUGACAAACUCAGGCGGAGGUGACCAUGCCCUUCACCAAAGCUGCCUCCCAGUGGCCACACAGAACUCUCCGUGCUGGACUCACCUGAGGAAAGAGGCUCCAGCGUGGGGUGGGUCAGAGAUGUGUUUGCAAGGUCCAGGGGCUGCGUGGUCUGCCAGCUGAGACGCUCCUCGGGCUGGCCCAGGUGCUGACCUUGCCACAGGCAGAUGAAUGUCUCGAAAGCUCCCGGGCCUCAGCCUCCCAUCUCCUCUCCUUCCCAGGAAUCCUUGAUCUCAUGACUAUUAAAAUGUUGCUCUGGUUUUAAGGUCAGUCCUGAAUUGCUCGUAUAUAUGAACUGAAGGUAACAGAAGUAUUAGGGGUUUGAGGAGUGCGUGCGUGUAAGUGUGCUUGUAUGUGUGCGUGCAUGGUAGGGGAGGGGAUGGGAAGGGGGUUGGAGGGGUUGGAAGGGAAAGGAAGGAAAGGAAAAUCUUCCUAGACCAGGAUACACCUGUGGGAGCAAUUUUCUCUAGCUGUCUGUAGCUUCACAGAGGAGGCGCUGGAACGAACAGGAAGGGACACCUGGUCUGUGGCCACAGCACCCUGAACGUCCACGAUCUUGUGUGAUCUUGGAAGCUAAGCUUGGUUGGGCCUGGUCAGUACACGGAAGGGAAGAAGGGACACCUGGCCAUAGAAAACGGCUGAGGGUGUUUGCUGUGUUCCUGGAUCAGGCCCUGCUUCAGAAGGGACUCCUGGAGGCCCAUAUUCCUGGAUGCAGCCUGGAGGCCCAGGCUGGGAGCAGCUUGCCUCUUCAGAGGUGUUGACUGACUGGGUGUUCUUGAUAACCGUUAACUCUGUCUUUCCCAGCUGCAAGCCCUGAGUCUCCCAUGGCUGAAUUCACCUGACUUUUCGACAGGUCAAAUCUCUGCUCCUUGAGUACAGGAACAGCUCCUCCUCCCUCCUCCCAGCUCUCCCCACGUGUGUGAUAGUGUAUUUAAUGUGUUUUUUUAAUGCGACAUUAAAAGAUUCUCCACGUCUUGCUCAACCUUUGAGAGAAGUUUCAGAUUCUUGUAUUUGCUUGUUUUAUAUAAAACUAUCUAAUGUUCUUUAUAUGUUCUUUUCUGUGCGUAAUGGGGGGAGGGGAGGGAAAUUUACAUAUAAAUAGUCCUAGUUCUACAAUGUGUUAUUUUUUUAAUUAUUAUUUUUUAUCGUCAUUGUGAAGUUGUCCAGGGACUUUAAAGUCCAUGUUCCUUUGUGGUGAAAUAACCUCCAAAUAGUUUGAGAAGUUGCCAAGACGAAGAAAAAAGCGAAACCCCAGUAGCAGAGCAUGGAUUCUAUGUUGUUUCCCAUUCUGUCUUUGACUGCCUCAUUCAAUAAAUAGUUCAAAAUGUGGCAACGGGAA